CGCGGGUCGGACUGCGGAGGGGCGCACGCCCGGAAGCGGCGAGGGUAGCCAUGACGGCCUACGUGCUGCGAGGUGUCUCGCUAACCCUGCGCCCGACGAGCGGGCUUCUGGGAACUUGGCAGAGGCAGAUUAGAAAUACUCACCAGCGAGCAUCAUUGUUGUCUUUCUGGGAACUCAUUCCCAUGAGAUCAGAACCUCUUCGAAAGAAGAAGAAGGUAGAUCCUAAAAAAGACCAAGCAGCAAAGGAGCGCUUGAAAAGAAGGAUCCGAAAACUGGAAAAGGCUAGUCAAGAGCUAAUUCCUAUUGAAGAUUUUAUUACCCCUCUAAAGUUCUUGGAUAAAGCAAGACAGCGGCCUCAGGUGGAGCUCACCUUUGAGGAGACUGAGAGGAGAGCUCUGCUUCUGAAGAAGUGGUCCUUGUACAAGCAGCAAGAGCAUAAGAUGGAGAGGGACACCAUCAGGGCCAUGCUAGAAGCCCAGCAGGAAGCUCUUGAGGAACUGCGACUCGAGUCCCCGAAGCUCCAUGCUGAGGCCAUCAAGCGGGAUCCCAACCUGUUCCCCUUUGAGAGGGAAGGGCCAUGUUACACACCACCGAUCCCUAACUACCAGCCCCCUGAAGGCAAGUACAGUGACGUCACCAAGGUGUACACACAAGUGGAGUUUAAGAAAUAGACUUGCAGGCUGCUAUCCUUAACGUGCUGCCCCUGAGAGUAGGAAUGACCAGGGUUCAAGUCUGCUUUCCGCAGAAUCAGGCAUGCUGUUAAUAA
Macaca mulatta (Rhesus monkey) is the source of this 766-nucleotide messenger RNA. It is a transcript of the gene MRPL40, whose product is annotated as mitochondrial ribosomal protein L40. The record is from RefSeq and is marked provisional. Lineage: Eukaryota; Metazoa; Chordata; Mammalia; Primates; Cercopithecidae. Gene Ontology annotation, cellular component: mitochondrial ribosome; mitochondrial large ribosomal subunit.